Molecule: messenger RNA, 759 nt
Organism: Triticum dicoccoides
Lineage: Eukaryota; Viridiplantae; Streptophyta; Magnoliopsida; Poales; Poaceae
Product: eukaryotic translation initiation factor 3 subunit G-like
Exons: 1
Coding region: 1-759 (252 amino acids)
Cellular component (GO): eukaryotic translation initiation factor 3 complex; cytoplasm
Molecular function (GO): translation initiation factor activity; RNA binding
Source: RefSeq, a predicted model, not a curated record
AUGGCGCUUACGCAGACGAAGGAGGAGGGCGACGAUUGCUAUCUCCCGCCGCCGGUGGUCAUCGGGCCCGACGAGGACGGUGUGAGAAAGGUUAUCGAGUACCGCUUAGAAGAGGGCGUGGUUUUAAAGGUGACCACGACCACCCGCUCCCGCUCUAAACUCGCCGCCAAGGAGCACCGUUCGUGGCCCAGGUUCGGCGACGCCGCCAACGACGACGGCGCCACCUUCCGCUCACGUAAUCCGCACCCAAACGUGCUCUCCUCACAUGAAGUCUUCCUUGAUCGCGCUGGGACUGGCAGCAGAGCUGCAAGAGGCGGUCCAGUGGCGGCCAUGCUUGCCGGCGAGCGAGAUGGUUCCGUGGUUUGCAGGACCUGCAAGAAGGGCUACCACUGGACGUCAAGGUGCCCAUACAGUGACCUUUAUUCCCAGCUGGAAGCCUUGGAUGAGCAGCCGAAACCCGCGUGUGAAGGAGGUCGCUCCGCUGCAUACGUGAGGCGGAGGAACCACGACAACACCGUCCGCGUGGACAAUCUUUCGGAGCAAGCCCGUGAUCCAGACCUUCUGGAGCUGUAUGGCGCGGUUGGCCCGGUUCGCCGCGCACAUGUCGUCGUGGAUCGCAGGACGGGAUCUAGCAAGGGGUUUGGAUUCGUAGAGUUCGUCCGCAGGGCAGAUGCUGAAAAGGCUAUCCGCACCCUCGAUCGUUACGGCUAUGAUCACCUCAUCAUCCGUGUGGAGCGACCAGAACGACGCGUCGGCUGA